UUUAACUGAGGGUUACACACACUUCUCACUGCACUUUUUCCCACAAACUGCGUGUCACAUUACCAUUUUUCUCUUCCGCUCUCUUGUAUGUUCUCAUUUCUCCUCCUCUGCUACUGUGCAGAAGAGAACAGCUGCUCGCAAAUCUACAUUAACCUACUUUACUAACAAAGCAGUCAGCACACACUCAGCUCAACUCUCCUUAUCUGAACAGAAAUGUUUAGGUCAAAAAACAUCCUUUGGAUCACCUUUGCUUUUUGUGUAACCACAGGAAGUUGUGAAGAUGUUUAUCAGCAAAGUGGAACUGAUGUAAAAAUGGACUGCCCUAGUGCGAAGCCAAAUGCCGAAAUAGAGUGGAAACUCAACAACGUCCUGGUGCUAGGCAUAUCCACGACAGGACGAGAACGCAAAGGCAGUUUACACGUUAGUCAGAGGGCACGGAUAGAAAAAACCUCAUUGAAAAUUACGGCAGUGAAGAGCGAAGACUCUGGAGUCUACACAUGCAGCACAACUACGCACAAACUGUAUGUGGUGUCAGCCCAUGCGAACCCUUCUUCAGUGCUGUACUCCACUGGCACAAACCUGAACUGUGAUGUUACUAAAGACUUUAAAGGAACAAUUUGUUGGACAGCACCAGAUUCUAAAUCGUAUAGCCAAAGUAUGACUGUGGUGGAAUCUGUGACCUCGGAUAAUGCUGGCCUCUGGACCUGCCAUAUCACAGAUGUAAAUGGGGAAGAAGUGUUCAAGUUAAAUGUGAAAAUCACUGUUGUUGGUCCUCUGAACACCACAGAGGAAGUUACAACUUAUGAAGGGGGCAUUGCAGAGCUCCCGUGUUUUCUACCUGCCCCGAGCACACUGCCCAUAACGGGGGGCUCGUGGACAAGUGAGACUGCCUCUCACAUCAGCUUCCCUGCAUUAAUGAGAACAAACAGCGAUGUUAAGUGGAACAGCACUGGUGUCAGCACUGAUAAAGUCACCGUCCGUGACGAGCAGCUGAAUAAAUACUUUAAUGUGACACUGAAAAGGGUGAAUGCUGAUGAUGCUGGUGUGUAUGUGUGCAGUCUGGUGUUUGAAGGUGGAAAAUCUCUGAGUGCUAAGCUGAAAUUGACGGUUUUAAAAACUACUCCUACUCCUGAUAACGGUUCUGGAGAUUCUAACGUAACAUGGUACACGCCUGUGAGCGGUGUACCAUUGUGGGUCUGGGUUGCCGUGGCAGUGUCUACUGUUUUCUUGGUUGUCAUCAUUAUACUGAUUUACUGCAGGAACAAACGGAUGAAGAGGAAGAUGAAGAAACUGAAGUCUAAGCAGCUGUCUCUCAAAUCCAGGGUUUACUGCACGUGUGGCAGAGCAGACAACAGUAGGGUACAGGGAAAAGAGAGUACGCGUACAGGGAAAAGAGAGCGGCCUCCUUCUCUUCCCAGGCACCAGUACAGCUACUUAAACGAAUAAUGGGUCAAAGUGUCAAGGAGUGGAGGACAAUAAUACAGGAGAUCUGCAGAUCUACCAGGAAAAUGCUGAUCAUAGCUUGUUUAUUUUCAUUCUUAUAUCAUCUUUUAUUCCUUGUUUAAAAUAAUAUGGAAACAUUUUAAUAAUCAAAAAUAAGCACAUCCUUUUCUGAGUUUUCUUGUGUCUGUAAUUUGUAAAUAAUAUCCUAUCCUGAAAAUGUUUUUAUGAACUUUUAGGGAUACAUAAUUAGAGGAAUUUUACAUUUGCUGAAUUUGUUUUAAUGUAUAUUCAAGAGUUUCUUUCUUCUACCUUAAUUAAACAUUGCAAUAAAACCUGUGUAUAAGCA
Molecule: messenger RNA, 1789 nt
Organism: Pangasianodon hypophthalmus (striped catfish)
Lineage: Eukaryota; Metazoa; Chordata; Actinopteri; Siluriformes; Pangasiidae
Gene: cd4-2.2
Product: CD4-2 molecule, tandem duplicate 2
Exons: 10
Coding region: 214-1446 (410 amino acids)
Biological process (GO): positive regulation of ERK1 and ERK2 cascade; interleukin-15-mediated signaling pathway; T cell activation
Cellular component (GO): membrane raft; external side of plasma membrane
Molecular function (GO): protein tyrosine kinase binding; MHC class II protein binding
Source: RefSeq, a predicted model, not a curated record